AAACUUUUUACUUGAAACUAUCAGCCAUAAGCUAAUGUCAUUGUCAAUCAGUUUUUGUUAGUGUCUUUGUCAAUGUAUGUAAUGUAACCAAAAUAUAUAACUGUUAAUUUUAGCUUAUUAAAACCUUAUAUUCAUUAAAGGUUUUGUCUUAUUUCAAUUUAAUAAGCUAAAAAAAAAAAAAACAUGGACAAAUAUCUUCGCCCUGAAAGGUUUGAUAUCGACCCGUCGGAUAGCUCUGGUACGAGAGCUUGGAUACACUGGCGUAAGACUUUCGAAAACUUCAUUUCCGUGCAGAAACCGACCGCUCCAGAAACAGAUGCACAGUCGGUUCCUCCGCCAGAAAAAUGGGACUGCAUAAAGUUUCAGCUUUUAGUAAAUCAUAUAUCACCAAAUAUCUAUACAUAUAUAAGCGAAGCUACGAACUACGAAGAAGCGAUCACUAUUCUGCAAAAACUGUAUGUAAAACCAAAAAAUCUGAUUUUUGCUAGACACAUGUUAGCAACUAGGAAACAACGACCAGAAGAAAGUAUUGAUACAUAUUUACAAGCUUUGAAACUACUUUCAAAAGAUUGUGACUUUGCGACUGUUGAUGCAGAAACAAACAAAAACGAUAGCGUGCGUGAUGCUUUCAUAUCCGGCAUAUCAUCGCAUAAAAUCAGACAAAGGCUUUUAGAAAACUUAACUCUAACACUUGAUCAAGCUUACAACCAAGCACUCUCUCUCGAAACUGCAGAGAUCAACUCCCAAAGCUUCAAUACUCUGUCUUUAAAUGUUGUUUCCCCAAAAGAACCAACAUUAGUCUGUCCAAAACCACAAACUAAGCACGACGAGACCUGCUCUUCUGUUAAUAAUCCUCGACGUCGAAAAUGUUUCUUUUGUGGGGGACAAAUACAUCCUCGUAAGAACUGCCCUGCAUUUGAAAAGACUUGUCAGCUCUGCAACAAGAAGGGGCACAUUGCCACUGUUUGCAGAAGCUCUUCUAAACCUAUAAAUUCUAUGGUAGAAAGGACUGAAGAUCUUUCCGCUUGUAUCACUGCAGCAUCACCUUCUUCAUUACGUAAAGCUACUGUACCCACUUAUAUUCGAGGAAUAAGAGCAGAAGCACUUCUCGAUACCGGUAGCUCCAUCAGUUUUAUAAAUGACAGUUUUGCAAGACUAUGCGGGUUCAAAAGAAAAUCCUGCAAUCAGACUAUUUCUAUGGCCUCUCUUAAUCAUACUUCACAAGUAGAAGGUCAAACUUUGCAAACUCUGAAAAUCGGAAAUCAUACAUAUGAUAACGUGAAUCUUCUUAUCGUGAAAAAUCUUUGUGCUGACAUAAUUAUCGGCCAUGACGUCCUCGAAGAACAUUCAUCGCUAGAGUUCUCUUUCGGUGGGCCAAAACAUCCACUUCAAGUAUGUAACGUGGCUGAAGCAUCAGUACCAGCUGUACCGCUUUUUGCGAAUGUAUCUCCCAACUGUAAACCUAUUGCUAUUAAAUCUCGAAGGCACAGUAAAGAGUACAGGAAUUUUUACAUGUUCGAGGUAUUGCCACUAGUAGAACUACAGCUUAUAACCCUCAAGGUAACGGUCAAGUAGAAAAAUUGAAUUCUACACUUUGGAGAACGAUUCUUUUGGCGCUGAAGACGAAGAAUCUUUCGGUAGAAAAUUGGGAGCAAGUAUUACCACAAGCCUUACAUUCAAUUCGAUCAUUACUUUGUACAGCCAUAAAUUGCACUCCACAUGAAAGAAUGUUUAGACACCCACGAAGAUCUACUAACGGCACUUCUGUUCCAUCGUGGCUUACAAAUUCUGGACAAGUCUUGAUGAAGAAAUUUAAUCGUACAAAUAAAUAUCAGCCAUUAGUAGAAGAGGUUGAAUUGAUACACAGUAAUCCUGAUUUUUCAUACAUUCGGUUCCCAGAUGGCCGAGAAACAACGGUGUCGAAUCGUCAUCUAGCACCAUUGGGUUCAGAAGGGGUAGAUCUGCGAAUAGAUAAUGAACACACUACUGAUUAUCAUAAUGUCGCAGAACCACUUCCGGAAACAGAGGACCAAAACUUGGAGAUUCCUUCAUCUAAUGAAACGGGACCUGUGGAACUUGAUAAUAGCAGAGAGCUAGAGACCGAGUUACCAUCAUCACCACCGUCGGAGCCAACACUUCGUAGAUCUGACCGCGUCCGUAAAACACCAGAAUUUUUAAAAGAUUAUGUUUUAAAAUAGUGCGGGAGAAUGAUGUAAACUUUUUACUUGAAACUAUCAGCCAUAAGCUAAUGUCAUUGUCAAUCAGUUUUUGUUAGUGUCUUUGUCAAUGUAUGUAAUGUAACCAAAAUAUAUAACUGUUAAUUUUAGCUUAUUAAAACCUUAUAUUCAUUAAAGGUUUUG
Papilio machaon (common yellow swallowtail) is the source of this 2360-nucleotide messenger RNA. RefSeq lists its product as uncharacterized. Bases 184 to 1575 code for a protein of 463 amino acids. The transcript has 2 exons. The record is from RefSeq and is a predicted model, not a curated record. Gene Ontology annotation, molecular function: aspartic-type endopeptidase activity; nucleic acid binding; zinc ion binding. Gene Ontology annotation, biological process: proteolysis. NCBI's taxonomy places the organism in Eukaryota, Metazoa, Arthropoda, Insecta, Lepidoptera, Papilionidae.